GAGCCAUUUGGAUUGAUUAUUCAGGUUCAGGCCCGUGUUCUUAGUAGUCAGUCAACAUUUCGAUCAGUAGCUACAUGGCAUAUAUCAGAUGGACACAAGAGACAUCCGUUGCCCGGUGGUACCAGGGAAUAGCGCUUUCGGCUCCAACGAUUGUGUUCGUUGCCUUUCGACGAGGAGACCUCUCAGUCUCGUCCUCUGUUGAUUCCAACGAAGUAUAAUGGCAAUAACGAAGUUUCACCGACUUUUGCUGUUCGUUUUUCUCGUCAGUGUAGGCCUGUCAUUUGUGGUGGGACAGCUUUUCUAUGAUGAGAUGCUGGCCGACCAAUUACUACCGGUCAAUCCCGUCCCCAAUGACCAGCAUCUGGACGGAAAUAAACAUCGGCCAAAUAUUGUGUUUAUUCUCGCAGACGACUUGGGAUGGAAUGACGUAGGCUGGCAUAACAAAGAUGUCAAAACGCCUAACAUCGACAAACUGGCGAAGUCCGGAGUAAGUUUGACUAAUCAUUACACUUACGCUAUCUGUACGCCUUCAAGAGCGGCCAUUAUGACCGGCUUCUACUCUCACCGUCUGGGACUACAGCAUCGAGUCGUGGAGGAUUACCAAAAGAAGCACGUGCCUCUAGACGUUCCAACGAUUGCCGACCAGCUCAGCGGCGCUGGCUACGCGACGCAUCUGGUGGGGAAGUGGCACCUGGGUCAUUGUAACUGGAACUAUACACCUACAUAUCGCGGGUUCGAUUCCUUCUUUGGAUACAGAUUUGCAUCAGAGGACUACUACACACAUAAACACAAAGGACUGUACGACUUCUGGGAGGAUGAAUUGCCGUAUCAUGACGUCAGCAACACAUAUUCGACUGAUUUAUUUUCGGACAGAGCUGUCAAGAUAAUCAGAGACCAUGCUGUAAGGCAUGGGGAUAACACACCGCUUUACAUGUAUCUGGCGGUGCAGGCUAUCCACGGUCUGAUUCCGGAGUCGCCCGAGAAAUACAGGGUAAAAAAUAAUUUCCAAUGGGACCAGAGAUCCAAAGCGAUCCAUGCGAUAAACGGAAUUGACCAUUUAGUUGGCCAUGUGGUGGACGCUCUCGAGUCCAGUAAUCUUUUGAAUAACACUCUCAUCGUCUUCACCUCUGACAAUGGCGCCGAUAUAUCAUGCGGGGGAAACAACAGUCCGUUGAGGGGCGGAAAGUUCACAAUCUGGGAGGGUGGAACAAGGGUACCAGCUAUGGUAAACGGACCAAUGAUAAAACAUCCAGGUCGAACUUACAAUAAACUAUUUCACGCUGUUGAUUGGUUCCCGACACUUCUUGCAGCGGCAGGUGUCGUGGGUAAUCACGGUAACGUGAUGCAUGAUGGGAUUGAUCAAUGGAGAUCACUCCGCGAUGGAGUUACUUCAGAUAAUCCGAGGACCCAGUUCAUCUACGGAAUAGACCCCGGAAGAAAUGCUGCAAUACGAGUGGGGGACUAUAAACUCAUUGAGGGCAACCCAGUCGGGAUUGUCUUUGAAUCGAACCUGAAAAAGCACCAUACUGAUCACGCAGCAAACUGUUGGAUCAACCAGUACACGCCCUUUCCCAGGCAGCAGUGCGCUUACAGGCCCUCCGAAAAAAUGUUAUUCAACCUCCUGGUCGAUCCGACAGAGAAGACUAAUCUGGCAGCAGAGAAGCCAGAUAUGGUUAAAAUGUUGAGCGACUUGCUCGAACAGGAGAAAAAGCGGGCAGUCCCUGCACAAAGCGAGGAAAGUUUCAAGAGUGUAAUCGAGCCGUUGAUUUUGAUAGACAAGGGCAUAAUGUGGCCAGACUGGUGUUGAUUUCGACUGAUCACCUGACGUCAGUGGUCACGUGAUAACAACGUGGC
Messenger RNA from Lineus longissimus, 1854 nucleotides. Its product is annotated as arylsulfatase B-like. The record is from RefSeq and is a predicted model, not a curated record. NCBI's taxonomy places the organism in Eukaryota, Metazoa, Nemertea, Pilidiophora, Heteronemertea, Lineidae. Bases 218 to 1807 code for a protein of 529 amino acids. The transcript is spliced from 2 exons.